ACACACACUGAGAGGGAGGGACUGAACAGGUUCGCGUUGCGUGUCUGCGCCUCUGCGUGAACACUUUAACCUGUGGCACGAUCUCCACACAGAUGUUUCCUCCGGUGGUCCGCACGGCCUCUCAGCAGACUCGGGUACGGAUCAGCGGUGGGUCCCCGUUGCGCUCCUGUUGUGAAAAGUUUGCGAGCUCCUUCAAAGUGUUUUUCUUCCACAGUUCGCUGUCAUGCAGCAGCCGCCGGUGAGUCCGUGAAGGCGGCAGGACUGAAGCGGGGUGAAUGUAAAGAGCUUCUUCUGAACUCUCAGGACUCCAGCUGCUGCAUGCGAGGAGGAAACUUUUACUUUCUUCGCUGCUUCUGAACUUCCACACACGGAGAGAAGAGGAAAGGACAGGAGGGGAGGAGAAGGUUCCUCUCUCUCGGCUCUACCUGCGGGUUCCUCUCGCUGUUGAAAUAAAUCAGCUGCAGAAUGUCUGACUCUGCAUCCAGCUUCCUCCACAUCGGGGAUAUUGUAUCCCUGUAUGCCGAGGGCACGGUGAACGGCUUCAUCAGCACGCUGGGGUUGGUAGAUGACCGAUGUGUGGUUGAGCCAGCUGCUGGAGAUUUAGACAACCCUCCAAAGAAAUUCAGGGACUGCCUGUUUAAGGUUUGUCCUAUGAGUCGGUACUCGGCUCAGAAACAGUUCUGGAAAGCCAAACAAGCCAAACAUGAGAAGGACAAGAUUGGUGAUGUGGUUCUGCUACAAAAACUACAGCAUGCAUCAAAUCUGGAGCAGAAGCAAAACGAGACAGAAAACAAGAAAGUCCAUGGAGACGUGGUCAAAUAUGGAACUGUCAUACAGCUGCUCCACAUGAAGAGUAACAAAUACCUGACGGUGAACAAACGGCUGCCGGCUCUGCUGGAGAAGAACGCCAUGCGAGUCACUCUGGAUGGGACGGGAAACGAAGGCUCCUGGCUCUUCAUCCAGCCGUUCUGGAAGCUGCGUGCCAAUGGAGACAAUGUGGUGGUGGGAGAUAAAGUUAUCCUGAACCCGGUGAACGCUGGUCAGCCGCUGCACGCUUCAAACUACGAACUGACCGAUCAUCCAGGAUGCAAAGAGGUGAACUCUGUGAACUGCAACACCAGCUGGAAGAUCAACCUGUUCAUGAUGUUCAACGAUCACAGAGAGGAAGUCCUCAAAGGAGGCGACGUGGUGCGUUUGUUUCACGCUGAGCAGGAAAAGUUUCUGACCUGCGAUGAAUACAAGAGCAAACUCCACGUUUUCCUCCGAACCACGCUGAGACAGUCAGCAACAUCGGCGACCAGCUCCAACGCCCUGUGGGAGGUUGAGGUUGUCCAUCAUGACCCAUGCCGCGGAGGGGCGGGACAUUGGAACAGUCUCUACCGUUUCAAACACCUGGCCACUGGAAACUACCUGGCUGCUGAGGAGAACCCGGGUUAUAAAGGAGACAAUGUGGAGCUGUCUUCCUCGAUGGACGGUAGCCGUAGCAACAAGCGGUCCCACGGAGAGAGGAUCAAGUACAAGCUGGUCGCGGUGCCUCAUGGGAGCGACAUCGCCUCGCUGUUCGAGCUCGACCCGACUACGCUGCAGAAAACCGACUCCUUCGUACCACGAAACUCCUACGUGCGACUGAGGCAUCUUUGCACGAACACCUGGAUCCAGAGCACCAACGUCCCCAUUGAUAUUGAUGAGGAGCGACCUAUCAGGCUCAUGUUGGGGACAUGUCCCACGAAAGAGGACAAGGAAGCGUUCGCCAUCGUCUCCGUUCCUGUGAUGGAAAUCAGAGAUCUGGACUUUGCCAAUGAUGCCAGUGCCAUGCUGAGCACUGUGGUGGACCAGUUCAGCCAGGGCUUCAUCAGCCAGAACGACCGCAAGUAUGCCGUCAAGCUGCUGGAAGAUGUGGUUUUCUUUGUGGCUGACGUCAUUAACAGCGGGCAGCCUGUCCUGGAUGUAGUCAUGACCAAACCUAACCGAGAGAGACAAAAGCUCAUGAGAGAACAGAACAUCCUCAAACAGAUCUUCGGCAUCCUGAAGGCCCCCUUUAAGGACCGGCCAGGAGGGGAAAGUCCUCUGCUGUGUCUAGAGGAGCUGGCCGACCAGAAGAAUGCUCCCUACCAGUAUAUGCUCAGACUCAGCUACAGAGUCCUCCGGCACUCUCAGGAUGACUACCGCAAGAACCAGGAGUAUAUAGCGAAGCAGUUCGGUGUGAUGCAGAGUCAGAUUGGGUAUGACAUCCUGGCUGAGGACACCAUCACUGCCCUGCUGCACAACAACCGCAAACUGCUGGAGAAACACAUCACCAAGACCGAGGUGGAGACUUUCGUCAGUCUGGUCCGCAAGAACCGAGAACCCAGGUUUUUGGACUACCUGUCAGACCUGUGUGUGUCCAACAACGUGGCCAUCCCCGUCACCCAGGAGCUCAUCUGUAAAUGUGUACUGGACCCCAAAAACCAGGACAUCCUCAUUAAGACAGAGCGUCGUGUUCCAAAGGAGGCGCCCUCUGGUGGUGUUCAAGGAGACUACAUGGCAAUGGAUGACUUUGGAGAUGAGGAUGAGGUGUGGCUGAUGUGGAUAGACAAAGCUAAUGAGAAGCAGGAGAAAAGCAUCAGACAGCUGGCUCAGGAAGCAAGACAAGGAAAUGCUCAUGAUGAGAACGUCCUCACUUACUAUAGGUAUCAGCUGAAGCUGUUUGCCCGGAUGUGUUUGGACCGUCAGUAUCUUGCAAUAGAUGAGAUCUCCAAACAGCUGGAUGUGGAGCUGAUCUUCCUGUGCAUGAUGGAUGAGACUCUUCCCUUUGACCUCCGGGCAUCCUUCUGCCGCCUCAUGCUCCAUGCUCACGUAGACCGAGACCCUCAGGAACUGGUGACUCCUGUAAAGUUUGCCCGGCUCUGGACUGAGAUUCCAACCUCCAUCACCAUCAAAGAUUAUGACUCUAACAUGGACGACAGCAGAGACAACAAGAAGAACCGGUUCUCCAGUACUAUGGCCUUCAUGGAAGAGUAUCUUAACAACGUCCUUAAUGAUGAUGUGCCAUUCCAUAACGAGGAGAAAAACAAGCUCACAUAUGAGGUGGUGAGUUUGGCUAGACAUUUGAUCUACUUUGGCUUCUACAGUUUUUUUGAGCUGCUCAGACUCACAAGGACCCUGCUGGGCAUCAUUGACUGCAGACCCAAUCCAGGACACGUGAUAUUCAAUGAUGAUGCAUCAGGCAAGAACGUGAAGCGCUCUAUACACGGGAUGGGUCAGAUGAUGUCGACCAUGGUCCUCAACAGGAAACAGUCCAUAUUCGGAGGUGCAGUUCCCAGAGGGGCAGGAAUGGGCCCAGCGCUUGUGCUUGAAGGACAAAGAGGCAGUAAAGAUAGUCUCGACAACAUGGACUUGACAGUGAUGGAUACCAAGCUGAAGAUACUGGAGAUAUUACAGUUCAUCCUGAAUGUCCGCCUGGACUACCGCCUCUCCUUCCUCCUGUCUGUAUUUAAGAAGGAGUUUGUGGACGUUUAUCCCAUGGCUGACGCUGACGCUACCACUAAUAUGGAGCAUGCAGAUGUCCCAGUUAACAUGGACAUGACAGCCACCAUCAACCUGCAGUACAUUGGAGAGCAGGCAGAGGCCAUGUUUGGAGUUGGUAAAGGGAACAGUAUUCUGGAGGUGGACGAUGAAGGUGGUCGCAUGUUCCUGCGGGUGUUGAUCCACCUCACAAUGCACGACUACGCUCCUCUGGUGUCUGCAGCCCUGCAGCUGCUUUUCAGACACUUCAGCCAGCGGCAGGAAAUGUUACAUACCUUCAAACAGGUCCAGUUGCUGAUCUCCGCUCAGGAUGUGGAGAACUACAAGCUGAUUAAGGCAGAUCUAGAUCGCCUCAGGACAUUGGUGGAAAAAUCUGAACUGUGGGUGGAGAAGAAGAGCUCAGGAGGAGGAGAAGGGAAGAAAGACAAGAAAGACAAGAAGGAAAAAACAGAGGGGGCAUCACAAGAGGCAACACCCAAGAAGGAGAAACUGAAGGAGGGUAACGAGAACUACCAGAAAGUCAAAGAGAUACUGGAGAGGUUGCAUAAGAUGUGCAGCAGCGGAGUUUGGAAGAAGCAGCAGAGGCUGCUAAAAAACAUGGGUGCUCAUAAAGUGAUGCUGGACCUGCUGCAGGUCUCCUACGACAAGAACGAUGUGAAGAUGCAGGAGAUCAUCAAGUACACUCACCUGUUCCUGCAGAAGUUCUGUAUGGGGAACCAAGAGAAUCAGGCUCUGUUGCACAAAAACCUCAACUUGUUUCUCAACCCGGGGCUCCAGGAGGCGGAGACGGUGCAGCACAUCUUCAGUAAUAACUACCAACUGUGCAGCGAGAUCUCUGAGAGCGUGCUGCAUCACUUCAUCCACUGCCUGGCGACGCACGGCCGCCACGUCCAGUACCUCAACUUCCUCCACACCAUCAUCAAGGCCGAGGGCAAGUAUGUCAAGAAGUGUCAGGACAUGAUCAUGACCGAGUUGACAAACGCCGGUGAGGACGUGGUCGUCUUUUACAACGACAAAAACUCGUUUAAAGUCAUGCUGGAGCUGAUGGCGGAGAGCAGGGAGGGCAUCAGUGAGACCAGCCCACUCAGGUAUCACAUCUCUCUGGUGGAGCUUCUGGCUGCUUGUGCAGAGGGGAAGAACGUGUACACGGAGAUUAAAUGCACCUCCCUGCUGCCCCUGGAGGAUGUGGUCAGAGUGGUGACCCAUGAGGACUGCAUUACUGAGGUGAAAAUUGCCUACGUGAACUUUGUGAAUCACUGCUAUGUGGACACAGAAGUGGAGAUGAAGGAAAUCUACACAUCCAACCACAUCUGGAAACUGUUUGAGGACUUCACUGUGGACAUGGCUCGGGUCUGUAAUAAACGAGAAAAGCGUCUUUCCGAUCCCGUUCUGGAGAAAUACAUCAUCGGCGUGGUUUUUGACACCAUCAACGCCUUCUUCAGCUCCCCUUUCUCUGAAAACAGCACUUCUCUGCAGACUCAUCACACCAUCGUGACUCAGCUGCUUCAGUCGUCCGUCAGGCUGCUAGACUGUCCCUGGUUGCAGCAGCAGCACCGAGGGCAGGUGGAGGCCUGCAUCAAGACGCUCGCUGUGACAGCUAAGAGUCGCUCCAUCUCUGUGCCUUUGGAACUGGAGGCUCAGAUCAACUCCAUGCUGUCCACUUCAGCUUUGAACUCUUUGUCACGCACAAAUCCAAACUACAAAUCCUCCUCCCGCCACAUCCGCCCCAGCGCUCCCACCAACCCCUGGGACUACAAGAACAUCAUAGAGAAGUUGCAGGACAUCAUAAACACUCUGGAGGAGCGUCUGAAGCCACUGGUGAACGCUGAGCUCUCUGUGUUGGUGGACGUUCUCCAUCAGCCAGAGCUGCUGUUCCCUGAAGGAACCGACGUUCGACAGCGCUGCGAGUCCGGAGGAUUCAUUUCCAAGUUGAUCCAGCACACCAAGGCGCUGAUGUCUUCAGAGGAGAAGCUGUGCAUCAAAGUCCUAAAGACUCUGCAGGAGAUGCUCAUCAGGACUCUGGACUUUGAUGAAAAGGGAAUGGUGCUGCGGAAAGUUUUACUGCAAAACUACUUGUUUCCAAACAAGAAGACCAACCAGAAGAAUGAAUUGGCUGAACUUGGAGUUCCAGGCGGUGAACAGGAGCGGGACUGGGCGGCAGUGGCAGCAAUCCAGUGUCGUCUGGACCGCGAAGGAGGAACAAAGCUGUUCACAGAUCUGGUGAUGAGCACCAAGAAUGAUAAGAUCUUCCAGGAGAGCAUCCAGCUGGCCAUCUGUCUGCUGGAGGGAGGAAACACUGAGAUACAGAACUCCUUCUACAAACUGAUGAUGGGUGACAACAAGUCAGAGAAGUUCUUUAAAGUGUUUAAUGACAGAAUGAAAGAAGCUCAGGCCGACAUUAAAGCAACGGUUUCUGUUAAUGUUGGAGAGAUGACACACAAGGCCAACGAGAAGCUGGAGAACGGUGGCUCCACCACUCUGGGUGUACUUCCGGGUACAGGGGGUCAUCCAUUGUUGGUACCAGGGGUGCCCAUUGCCCCAGGCACCUCCACCCUGCCAGCUCAACCUAUUGAAGAACAGAAGGAGGUGGAGACAGAGAUGGGACCAGCUGUUACCAUCAUGAAGCCGAUCUUGAGGUUCCUACAGCUGCUUUGUGAGAACCACAACAACGACCUACAGAACUUCCUGCGUUGCCAGAAUAACAAAGCCAACUACAACCUUGUGUGCGAGACGCUUCAGUUCCUGGACAUCAUGUGUGGUAGUACGACGGGUGGCCUGGGCCUGCUGGGCUUGUACAUUAAUGAAUCAAAUGUCCACCUCAUCAUUCAGACCCUGGAAACACUUACAGAGUACUGCCAAGGACCCUGCCAAGAGAACCAGACAUGUAUCGUGACCCACGAGUCCAACGGCAUCGACAUCAUAACGGCUCUGAUCCUGAAUGACAUCAGUCCUCUAUGUCGCUAUCGGAUGGAGAUGGUGCUGCAGCUGAAGGACAAUGCCUCCAAGCUGCUGUUGGCUCUUAUGGAGAGUCGUCACGACAGUGAGAACGCAGAGAGGAUUCUGCUGAACCUGCGGCCACGAGAGCUGGUGGAGGUAAUAAAGAAGGCCUACAACCAGGAGAGUGAAUGUGAAGGGGUGGAGGUGGAAGUUUCUCCUCGGGAGGUGGGACACAACAUCUACAUCCUGGCUCAGCAGCUGGCGAGACACAACAAAGUCCUUCACAACCUCCUAAAACCUCAAAAGAACCUUAAAGAGGGAGAGGAGGGCAUUUCCUCAAUGCUGAACCUGAACAACCGGCCUCUGUCCCAGAUGUUGAAGUCCUCAGCUCCAGCUGCUGUGGUGGAGCAGGACCCGCUGGAUUACUACGAACAGCUAACUUCACAGAUAGAGAUUGUUCGCGAGGACCGCAGCAUGGAGCAGAUUGUGUUUCCCGUUCAUCCCAUCUGUGAGUUUCUGACAGAGGAGUCAAAGGUCAGGGUGUUCAACACCACCGAGCUGGAUGAGCAGGGAUCAAAGGUCACACAUUUCUUCGAGCAAACCUCAUUCCUGCAUGGAGAAAUGGAGUGGCAGAAGAAGCUGAGGAGUAUGCCAGUGUUGUACUGGUUCUCCAGAAGGAUGACUCUGUGGGGAACAAUCUCCUUUAAACUUGCCCUGUUCAUCAACCUCAUCAUCGCUUUCUUCUACCCCUACGACUCCGGACAAGGUGCAAUCGACGACUCUCUGUUGUUGAUGCUGUUCUGGGUCCUGACCGGUCUCUCCGUCCUGGGUUUGUUCUCUCAGCGUUAUGGCCUCACGCCGCUCACCGUCGCUCUGAUACUCAGGUCCAUCUACCACCUAGGCAUUGGCAACACGCUCAUACUGCUGGGAACACUUAAUCUCAUCAAUAAAGUGGUGUUUGUGGUGAGUUUUGUGGGGAACAACGGCACAUUUAUUAUGGGGUACAAGGCCAUGGUGAUGGAUGUGGAGUUCCUCUAUCACCUGGCAUACGUCCUGACGUCCACACUGGGACUCUUCGUUCACGAGCUCUUCUACAGCAUCCUGCUUUUUGACCUGAUCUACAGGGAGGAGACUCUGUUAAACGUGAUAAACAGCGUGACGCGUAACGGGCGCUCCAUCCUGCUCACGGCGCUGCUCGCUCUCAUCCUUGUGUACCUCUUCUCCAUUGUGGGCUUCCUCUUCCUGAAGGAGGACUUCAUUAUGGAGGUCGACCCGCUGCCACAGAUCGCUGCAGCUUCUCAAAAUAGUGAAGCCUCUCAGGACUUCCUCAAGUCGUGCUCUGCAGACGGAGUCAGCUGCACUGCAGAGACCAACACUGAGGAGGAAGAGGAGCCCAACUCUGAGCGAGCAUGCGACACUCUGUUGAUGUGUAUCGUUACUGUGCUGAACCACGGACUGAGGAAUGGAGGAGGAGUGGGAGACGUCCUCCGCAAACCAUCUAAAAAUGAGCCACUGUUUCCUGCUCGAGUUGUGUAUGACCUGCUGUUCUACUUCAUCGUCAUCAUCAUCGUCCUCAACUUGAUCUUCGGUGUCAUCAUCGACACGUUUGCAGACUUGAGGAGUGAGAAGCAGAAGAAGGAAGAAAUUCUGAAAACAACAUGUUUCAUUUGCGGGCUCGAGAGAGACAAGUUUGACAAUAAGACAGUGUCCUUCGAAGAGCACAUCAAACUGGAGCACAAUAUCUGGAACUACCUCUACUUUAUCGUUUUGGUGCGCGAGAAAAACAAGACAGACUACACAGGACCGGAGAGCUACGUGGCUCACAUGAUCAAGAACAACAACCUGGACUGGUUUCCACGGAUGCAGGCCAUGUCGCUGGUGGUAACAGACAGCGAUGGCGAGCAGAACGAGAUGAGGCAGUUACAGGACAAACUGGUAUCAACCAUGAAGGUGGUCACAACCCUGACCACCCAGCUGACGGAGCUCAAAGAGCAGAUGACGGAGCAGAGGAAGAGAAGGCAGAGGAUGGGCUUUGUCGACGUCCAGGCCGGAGCGAGCGGCACGGUGCCUCCCAGCGCCGCAGGAGGAAACCAUCAGAUCUACAAAACAUAAAGACACUCGACACAUUGGCACACAGACGGACUCGAUGUUCACUACAUGGUCAUCUCUAGAUCUGUAAGCCAUCCAGCUGGACUGAUGGACGCAAAGACAGAAACACUAGAAGAGCUGAAGCACAUGCAGCUUUCACAGUUUCAUAACGGCAAAUAUCCAACAGAUAUUUCCCAAAUUUCCCACAAAACAAAUUUCCCAAAUGUGGGACUAAUAAAGGUUAUCUUAUCUUAUCUUAAAGUUCUGAUUGUCAGCAGAUAAUAUUGUUUGCUGGGUGAUAAUAAUAAUUUACUCGGAAUAGCUGAUCUGACUCUCUUAAACCUGCAGCUUCAUCCCGGCUCAGGUCACACGACAAAUUUAGCCCUAAAUUUUCUCAUUCCAGGUGUUUUGAAGGAUUCUGCUCUGGCGUUCUUCACGGCCCAGUUUAAAAAAAAUACAUGAAUAAAGCAGCCAUGGUUUUCUUUGUGCAGCAGAAGUUUAGGGAUUCUUUCCACCUAAUCAAUUUUAAAUUGAGUGUAUUUUAUUAAGCUUACUUCUCGUGGAAACAGCACAUAUUAAAGGUUUAUGGCUUCAAGUGAAUAAUGAAUAAAAGAAAUUAACCAGCACAUGGCUAUUUUAUUUAUGCAGUGUGUUGCACAGCAUGUCCAAAAAUAAUUUCUAAAGUAAUUCCUUAAUUGCUAAACUAACACGAAGCUGUCUGAAAACAGCCUACAAGUAAGUUCAGAAAAACACAGCUAAACUGUUUUAAAUCAGAUCUGGAACCUUUCACAACCAGGGAGAGAACAAAAGCCCUAACGGGAGUCUAAGACCCGGCUAAAACCCCAUGUUAGUAUUAUUAUAAUUAAUAAUAUUCAUCUCCAUGAAAACAAAAUUUAAUUAUAAAAAUGUAUGUUUGGCGCACUGAUACUACCAGAAGGUAGCUAUAAUCUACUAAAAUCCUUGCCAGCAACAAUCAAACAACAAAAGUUGAAGAGAAAGUCAGUUGCUAACCAAUGCUGGACCAGUAAAAUGAGGCGAGAUUAAAAUGAGCUGCUGCUGCACAAACAGGAAACACAAAGCCAAAGACGGACGCAGCUGUCAAAAAAAAGAAAUAUUGAUAUAAUAACUGGCUAACACAUCAGGAGAGAAAAGCUUGGAGAGAAAAGCGUCUGGACUUCUUUAAUUUUCUUGAAGACAUUUCACUUCUCUUCCGAGAAGCUUCUUCAGUUCUAAGAGCAAAUGGUGGAGAGUCUCAGAUUUUUAAGCCCUAAGCUUCUCGGAUGAGAGGUGAAACAAGUAACUUCAAGUAACUUUAAGAAGUCCAGAUGCUUUUCCCUCCAAGCUCCUUAGACUACGAUGACCUGGGUGACUGAGAACCUUUGCAGACAUAGCUAGCACGUCACAAGUCUGCCACAGUUAUACAAGUCAUUUGAGAUCAGUGUGGGCUGGGUGAGUGUCUUAAAAAUGAAAUAUGAAACACAAGGCGAUUACGCUCUGACACAAACAUCUGGAGACAGAAUAGUUGAUUCCUGUUAGGCUUUAAGUCUUCCUGAAGGGCGCGUGGGUAACUUGUAAAUUCUCAAGCCUCUGUAGAUCAUGACAAAAAAGAAAAAACAUGUAGACACGUGGACAUCUGUGAACCUCUCGCUCACCCACUUAUGAAAAACUUCCAUCAAUCAGACCCAAGUGUACUAUAACAAACUAUAACACACAAAUGUCCACAUCAAGUACCUGGUUUGAAGAAAUGUUUGAAUUGCCAGACGGCUUUACUUAGAAAUGUCUAAUUUAUUGUCUAGCUUCUUAGUUGUUAAUAUCUCAGAAAUCUGUUCUUGUUUACUUGAAUACAGAUAUUAGUUGUCAUUAAUGAGCAACUUGUUUCACGAGAAAUAAACUGUAGAUGCCGGCAUCCACACAGUAGGGGGUGCUGUAGGAAGCGGUUUGUGCAUUUUGUGUCACAUCUUUGGGUUUUUAAGAUGCAGUGAGACAAAAAUGGGAGCGUCAUGUUGCAGCUGGAAAACCUCAGGCUGUUUUGUUUUUUUCUUCUGUUUCUUUUUAUCUAAACAGAAAAUGAGUUCAAUUUAAAUUAUUACUUGGACAAAAUGUUUGAUGGCUUUAGUGAUAAAGAGAAGGAGCAAAACGACUACAAACUUCCUGUUUUGGGAUGUGCUCAAGUUUCUACCAAGUUUCAUAAAAACUGCGUGUGUGAAUGUGUGUUUGUAAAACUAACCUUCAACUCACUUUAAUAAUUUUAAGAAAAUGUAAAUAGGAAGAAACAUGCAGCUUGUGUUUGCCAAUUUCAUUUGUGCUUCUGUUUGUAAAGCGAGCUGAACCCACAUGUGUGUUUUUGGUUUUUUAAAUUGUACAUCUGGGGAACUUGUAGGAUUUAAGGUUUAUGUGAGAUAAUGUUUAUCAGACAGAAGAUAUGGUUUGUUUUUCUUUAACACUGUAACAGACCAGCACCGACGCUGGAUGAUGGAUUUAUGAGUAGAAAUGUCAUUUAGCUUUUUCAUUGAGAAACAAACGAGUCAGAAGUAUGAAGACGAAAACCCACGUUUUCUCACGUUUACAUUGAAUGAACUGUAUUUAAUGCAAACAAUUAAGUUUUAGAUUUAAAAUGCAAAUAUUAAAGUUAAAUGGUUUCACUUUAAGUUUUGGGUCUGGAUUGUAAUUGUUAUUACUCCGGCUGCUUUUGAAACCUGUUUGCAUGACAGGAAGAUAAACCUGAAAGGACUCACAGAUAAUCCUGAAGGGAAACGAAAACAUCAUCACUUCUUUUCAAAAGUCAGUUGAAAAUGCAUGAAAUUAAAAAGGUCUGACAAACAUAAAAAGAUAAAGAAAAAAUAUAUUUCGACCCAUCAAAUGCAAAAGAAUGACAUCAUCAUCAUUCAGAAAAAUGUUAUUUCAUUAAAUGUAAACUGUUAAA
Messenger RNA from Oreochromis niloticus (Nile tilapia), 11452 nucleotides. It is a transcript of the gene itpr3, whose product is annotated as inositol 1,4,5-trisphosphate receptor, type 3. Gene Ontology annotation, molecular function: inositol 1,4,5 trisphosphate binding; inositol 1,4,5-trisphosphate-gated calcium channel activity. The transcript has 61 exons. Gene Ontology annotation, cellular component: endoplasmic reticulum; membrane. The coding region runs from base 466 to 8553 and encodes 2695 amino acids. The record is from RefSeq and is a predicted model, not a curated record. Lineage: Eukaryota; Metazoa; Chordata; Actinopteri; Cichliformes; Cichlidae. Gene Ontology annotation, biological process: calcium ion transmembrane transport.